AAAGAGUGUGUUUGUGUAUGCAUGUGUUUCAUGAUACACAUAUGAAUCAAAUGAAGAAUGAUAGAUUGGAAGUUGUUGUUUUUUCUCACUGUGUUGUACAUGCUUCUGCAUGCUGUCAAAAAAUGCUUUCAAAAAGUGAUGGGAACAUGUCCCACCCACAUCUGCAGAAGACACCUAUGAAGUCAGAGAUUAAUGUAGUGAUGGGGUGGAGACAGAGAUCUCUUGAUAAAUGCGGUGGUUCUUGCUUUCAGUCUCAUUUUAAACCUGACAGACGAGAAACAGAUCACAGAACAGAAGGAUGAAGUUCAACAGCGCUUUGAGUGUUGCUGCAAUCAUACUGCUGUACAUAGCAGGUUCGCUCUGUCAGUUAGAUGUUUGUGGUCGAGCCCCUCUCAAUGACAGGAUUUUUGGAGGGGAGAACGCGAAAGCAGGGGCUUGGCCGUGGCAGGUCAGCAUUUAUGUCUCCGGCUCAAGUCAUAACUGUGGCGGGACUCUCAUCACUAAAGACUGGGUUUUAUCUGCAGCUCACUGCUUCCAGGAUUUUGUAUUGUCUAGAGUUGUGAUGUACUUCGGUCGUCUGAGGCAAUCCGGCUCAAACCCUAAUGAGACAUCCAGGAGAGCCAGUCGAAUCAUCAACCAUCCUAACUAUAGCAGUCCUCCUUAUGACAACGACAUAGCACUGGUCCAGCUCUCCUCCUCUGUGAAUUUCUCUGAUUACAUUCGGCCGGUCUGUCUGGCAGCGGCUGGUAGUACAUUUGCUGCAGGUACAGAGAGCUGGGUCACUGGAUGGGGCAGGCUACAAUCUGAAGGCCCAGUGUCUGAUAUACUGCAGGAGGUGACGAUGCCGGUUGUGAGCAACAGUGACUGUGCUAAUGCUUAUGCAGGGGCUUUAAGCAUCACAAGCAAUAUGAUUUGUGUUGGACAGCAAGGAAAAAGUGCAUGUCAAGGAGACUCUGGAGGUCCAAUGGUCAUUAGGAACAGCUCCCUGUGGAUACAGUCUGGCAUUGCAAAUUUUAUAAGAGACUCGUGUGCUGACCCCAAAUAUCCCAAUGGGUUCGCCAGAGUCUCUAAGUUCCAGGACUGGAUCCAGUCUUAUACGGGCAGCACCCAGCCUGGAUUUGUUGCAUUCAAUGCAGCAUCCUCCAACUUCAGAAGUGUUCCCUACCUCCUCUUAUUCCCCCUUUCUCUCACAUUCUCUGUCAUUCCUUUCACUUUCUCCCUCUACCUCUCUUUCAAUCUCUCUUUCUCAUAAAUAUGAGAAAAGAGAAGUUAUAUUGUUGUAUUUGUAAUUUAUUCUUUAUUUUUCUAUACAUGUACUAUUCUUCAAAAGCACUUGUAUUGACAUACACUCAUAAAGUUCAGUAUGUUUCUGUCCUCUGAGAUUUAGGAUCUUUGCA
This is a messenger RNA of Cyprinus carpio (common carp), 1397 nucleotides long. Its product is annotated as chymotrypsin-like protease CTRL-1. The record is from RefSeq and is a predicted model, not a curated record. Gene Ontology annotation, molecular function: serine-type endopeptidase activity. Lineage: Eukaryota; Metazoa; Chordata; Actinopteri; Cypriniformes; Cyprinidae. Gene Ontology annotation, biological process: proteolysis.